GUCUCCGUGGCCUGCGGUGUAGGCGGCGGUCAUGGCGGCGGGUGCCACCGGCGAGCCGGAGAUGGCUGAAGUGCUGCCCCAGCACAAGUUCGACCUCAAGUCCCUAGAGGUCUACCUAAACCAGCACCUGCCUGGUUUUGGGGCCGAGCCCGAAGCCACUCUGACCGUUGCCCAGUACAGAUUCGGACAGUCCAAUCCAACCUUUUAUCUCCAGAAGGGCAUUCAAGCAUAUGUACUCAGGAAAAAACCACCAGGUUCACUUCUACCUAAAGCACAUAAGAUCGAUAGAGAAUUUAAAGUCCAAAAAGCUUUGUUUUCAGUUGGAUUCCCCGUUCCCAAGCCUUUGCUGUACUGCAGUGAUGCUUCUGUCAUUGGAACAGAAUUUUACGUGAUGGAACAUGUGCAGGGUCGAAUCUUUCGUAAUUUCACAAUUCCUGGUGUUAGCCCAGCAGAACGCUCAGCCAUAUAUGUGGCCAUGAUCGAAACCUUGGCUCAGAUACAUUCCUUGAAUAUACAGUCAUUGCAGCUGGAAGAAUAUGGUACAGGUGCUGGGUACUGCAAAAGACAGGUAUCAAUCUGGACAAAGCAAUAUCAAGCUGCAGCUCAUCAGGACAUUCCUGCCAUGAAACAGCUAUCUGAGUGGCUAAUGAAAAACUUGCCAGAUAAUGACAAUGAGGAGAAGUUGAUUCAUGGAGAUUUCAGACUAGAUAACAUAAUUUUUCAUCCUAAAGAGUCCCGAGUCACAGCAGUAGUGGACUGGGAGCUCUCAACCAUUGGUCAUCCUUUGUCAGACUUAGCUCAUCUUUCCAUGUUCUACUUUUGGCCAAGGACAGUUCCACUGAUAAAUCAAUAUCCUGAUAUUCAAGAAAAUAUAGGGAUACCAUCAAUGGAAGAACUGAUUUCUAUAUAUUGCCGCUGCAGGGGAAUUAGUUCUAUUCUUCCUAACUGGAAUUUCUUCCUUUCCCUUUCAUAUUUUAAAAUGGCUGGAAUAGCACAGGGAGUAUAUAGUAGAUAUCUUCUGGGAAAUAAUUCAUCUGAGGAUAGCUUUCUGUUUGCCAAUGUUGUGCAACCUUUGGCAGAAACUGGAUUACAACUCUCAAAAAGGACUUUCAGUGCUGCACUACCACAGACUGAUACCACCAGACAGUUGUUUGUACAGACUAGGAAAGGCCAGGAAGUUCUGACUAAGGUGAAGCAUUUCAUGAAACAACACAUCCUUCCUGCUGAAAAGGAGGUAAUUGAGUUCUUUGUUCAAAAUGAAAAUUCACUGGAGAAGUGGAGAAAACCUUUAGUGAUUGAUAAACUCAAGGAAAUGGCCAAAGCAGAGGGCCUCUGGAACUUGUUUUUACCAGCUGUAAGCGGUCUCAGCCAGGUGGACUAUGCCUUGAUUGCUGAAGAAACAGGAAGAUGCUUUUUUGCUGCAGAUGUCUUUAACUGCCAAGCACCAGACACUGGGAACAUGGAGGUACUGCACCUAUAUGGAAGUGAGGAGCAAAAGCAGCAAUGGCUUGAGCCUCUUCUUCAAGGGAACAUUGCCUCCUGCUUCUGUAUGACAGAGCCUGAUGUAGCUUCAAGUGAUGCCACAAAUAUUGAAUGUAGCAUCCAACGAGAUGGAGAUAGCUAUGUAAUUAAUGGCAAGAAAUGGUGGAGCAGUGGAGCUGGGAAUCCCAAGUGCAAAAUUGCAAUUGUUUUGGGAAGAACUAAAACAACUUCUGUAUCCAGACACAAACAGCACAGCAUGAUUCUUGUUCCUAUGAACACACCUGGAGUACAAGUAAUAAGGCCUUUGUCAGUUUUUGGCUACAUGGAUCAUUUCCAUGGAGGACAUUUUGAGAUCCAUUUUAAUCAAGUGCGAGUUCCUGCAACAAAUUUAAUAUUAGGUGAAGGCAGGGGAUUUGAAAUUUCCCAAGGCCGCCUUGGGCCUGGCAGAAUCCACCACUGUAUGAGAACAGUAGGUGUGGCAGAAUGUGCUCUGCAGAUCAUGUGCGAACGGGCAGCACAAAGGGUAGCCUUUAAGAAGAAACUGUAUGCACACGAGGUUGUAGCUCACUGGAUUGCUGAAAGCCGCAUUGCCAUUGAGGAGAUCCGUUUGUUGACCCUGAAAGCCGCCCACCUCAUUGACACUCUGGGCAGUGCUGGUGCUAAGAAGGAGAUUGCAAUGGUCAAAGUGGCUGCCCCACGAGCUGUCUGCAAAAUCAUUGACCUGGCCAUUCAGGUGUGUGGAGGUGCAGGUGUUUCCCAGGAUUACCCUCUGGCUAACAUGUAUGCCCUAACCCGGUCUUUGCGCUUAGCAGACGGACCUGAUGAAGUCCACCUCUCAGCAAUUGCAAAAAUGGAGCUGCAGGACCAAGCCAAAGGGUUGACAGCCAAGAUGUAAGGAGAGUAACACCACCAUCUCUCUUGGGCAGAAACUCUCCUUUAUACAAAUUUAACCUGCCCCAGCAUUUGAAUCUCAUAUUUUGCAGCAGGUUGAGCACAGGGUUAAAUAUUCACUUGUGGUAAAGAUUUAGUCUGUUUUGAUAAGUGGCUUUUAUAGUCUCUAGGGUUAAAUAAGAACUUCUGUAGCUGUUGUCAUUUAGUCUAUUUCCUAAGUAGCUUAGCAUUAACUUUUUAAACACAACUUGAAAAGAGAUCAUGAAGUAAAUUGGAGUGCCAAAGCAUAGACAAAUAUUUUUACUUUCUAAUUUUCAGGAAUUGUUCUGAUUUUCAGGAAUUGUUCUAUGUAAGUAAGUAACUCCAGGAAUUGCUUUGGAAAAAAAUACAGUGGGAUCCCUUUUUCUUUGUUUUAUUUUAUUUUUUUUUUAUGGUACUCCUUUUUAACACUGUUUUUUUUAGGGGUUAGUUUAACACUUUGCAGUAAUGUUUGCUCUAGAGAAAGAAGCAUGACUGGGUUGUUUUAGAAUUCAUGCAAUUAUAAGAUUCUUCAUAAUUCAACAGGAAGCAGUUAUGCAUAAAAUCUGAAUGCAGUGAAAGUUUACUAGAAAACAUGGCAUAUUAUAAGGAAAUAUAAUUAAGAACCACUUUAAUUAUUUAUAAAACAUUGAUGAGAACACUGGACAGUUUGAGCUACAAGAAAGUUUUUUUUUGUUUCCAAAAGGAAUUAAAGACAGUCUGCUCUGAAUGCCAUCAUGUUAAUAGCAACACCCCAUGGUGUUAAUAGCAAAUGUUCUUGUGGCUGUCUGUGUCAGCUCUGUCCUAUAUAGUAUAGCUAUUGGCUGCAUGUGACUAUCAAGCACUUGAAAUGUGGCUAGUGCAGCUGAGGAACUGAAUUUUUAAUUUUUUAAAAUUUUAAUUAAUUUGAAUAUCAAUUCUCAACUCAGUUAUUGGAAAACUUUUAAGUAUGCUUGGAAUAAAUUGGGUAUGUGAACCAUAGUUUUUCAAUUGUACCCAGUUACUUUUUCAACUGUAAAUUUUAUGACAUCUAAAU
Molecule: messenger RNA, 3427 nt
Organism: Cynocephalus volans (Philippine flying lemur)
Lineage: Eukaryota; Metazoa; Chordata; Mammalia; Dermoptera; Cynocephalidae
Gene: ACAD11
Product: acyl-CoA dehydrogenase family member 11
Exons: 20
Coding region: 32-2377 (781 amino acids)
Biological process (GO): fatty acid beta-oxidation using acyl-CoA dehydrogenase
Cellular component (GO): mitochondrion; cytoplasm
Molecular function (GO): acyl-CoA dehydrogenase activity; flavin adenine dinucleotide binding
Source: RefSeq, a predicted model, not a curated record